AUGGCUUCGCCGCCGGCACCAUGGGCCGAAGGCCUCGCCAUCGAUCUGCUCCUGCUCAUCAUCGCCGGGCUGUGCUGCCAGGCCGACCGCGCGUCCUUCGCAUCCGUCUGCCAGCGCUGGCGAGAGGCGGCGAAGCUGGCGAAACCGGUCCGCAGCCAGAUCCCCUGGCUCCUCCUGCCGUCUCCCUCCUCGACGCCGUCCAUCUUCAGCUUCUUCUCCGGCCUCAGGCGCCGGAUCCGCAGCCUCCCGGCUGACUUCCGCCGCGAGCGUCUCUGCGGCUCCCAUCCCGGCGGCUGGGUCGCCGUCGCGCUCGGUCCCUUCGGGGGGCACUUGCUUGCCAACAUCUUCUCCGGUGCCAGGGUCGGUCUCCCCCACCGGCUGAUGCAACUGCCGUCGCCGAUCUUGAGGGUGACGCCGGUGCUGAUCCGCGCCGUGAUGCUCUCCGCGGCGCCAACGGCGGCGCACUGCGUCGCCGGGGCCCUUGUCUGCGGCGCGUCCAACGUCGCCUUCUGCUGUCCAGGGGACUCGCACUGGUUUGCCUACCCUGAGAUUGACGGCCUCCAGGACAUGGUCUACUAUGCAGGAGAAGAAGAAGAGAAGCGGGGAUUCUAUGUCCUCGAGGGGCUAGGGGACGUUCAGGUGCUCAGCUUCGACAUCAUUCAGGUCAAGAGCGCUCCCACCGUCAUGAAGUACGUGGUCCGAGCAAAAUCCAUCAAGUACGUGAUGCCGGAGCAAGCUCCGGACACCAUGCUGUCUUCCCUGCCCGCGUCCACCUGCCGUACCGGGUACCUAGUGGUGUCCCGGGCGAAGCUGCUCAAGGUGCUGCGCUACUACUCCCGCGAUGACCAAACUGGGGCGCGCCGGACGUUGCUGUUUAGAGUUUUUGAGAUGCAGAUCAGUAGCGAUCAUAGGGCAUCGUGGAUGGAGUUAGACAACUUGGAUGGCCGGGUGCUUUUCGUUGGGCGAGGAUGUUCUAGGGCGUUCGAAGCAUCUCAGCUCCAUGGCUUCAAUGGUGGCAGCAUUUACUACUUGGACGAUGCUGAGUUCGAUGUGAUGCCGUGUCUCCAGAACGAAGCUGAGUACCCUUCCAGUGAUAUGGGUAUGUACUCGAUGCGUGGUACUACUGUUCGGCCAAGUUUGGAUGCUCCAAGUGCAAACAUGCGCCCUGCUACAUAUGGUGCAAAAACCUAUCUGACCAGGUUCGUCAAUGGUGAUAAUGGAAAUCAGCAAUCAUCUGUUGUCGAGAUGACAGAAGAUGAAGCCCGACGCAGUACUGGGGGCGAGAUUAUUGGCACUCGUUGGAGCAUUCUUUCUGAACCACAGUCCAAGUUCUCGCCUCCCAUCUGGUUCUGUCCUUGA
Molecule: messenger RNA, 1359 nt
Organism: Setaria italica (foxtail millet)
Lineage: Eukaryota; Viridiplantae; Streptophyta; Magnoliopsida; Poales; Poaceae
Exons: 1
Coding region: 1-1359 (452 amino acids)
Source: RefSeq, a predicted model, not a curated record